CGUAGUUUCUACGGAAGUGCCUAUAACACACGAGAAAUACUUAUUACCCAUGGACGCUGUAUUUCGAUAAUAAAUUAUCCUUGUUAGUAACGUCAGCAAAGAUAAUGGAAUAGAUUUAAUAGGCAGCAGACGGAUGUUUGUGACAAGGCUCUUUUUUUUCUUAGCGUGCAAAUUAAAAUCGCAAACUGAACUCUAGUGACUUUUCUGGGGUUCAUUACGUGUGCGUCGCCUGCUAUCGCUAGAGUGACAAGCGCUUACGCCAAUUAUAGCGGCCCGCAAAACGCCAGCCUGUCAGUUGCUUUUACAUAGACGGAGGACAGCAGAGGGAGUGUCGAUGGGUAGUAUAAUCCUGAAAGCAAGACUACGCGGGUAUUGUCGGAGAGAAGUAUAGAAUUAGAAUUCCCAUGUUAUGCGGGGAAUUCAGUUUGCAUCCAAUUUCUGCAAAAAUCUUUAACUUCCCGAAACUUUCUGCGAGUUGAAUAAUAAUAAUAAGUAGGCCUACAUGGAGCCAGUGAAGUACUACAGACUCUCAGAAGUAGAAGAACACAAGUCUCCCCAUAAUUGCUGGAUUGUCAUCAACAAUAAAGUUUACGAUGUUACCAAAUUUCUGGAAGAGCAUCCCGGGGGUGUGGAGGUCCUGUGUGAGCACGCAGGGGGCGAUGCCACGGAGAACUAUGAGGACGUGGGACAUUCCACCGACGCCAGGCAAAUGGCUGAAAGUUAUGUCAUAGGAGAGCUGCAUCCGGAGGACCGAGAGAAGAUUGUAAGUUCCCUGAUGCCCCCUGGCAGCCAUUUUCAGGACAGCACAAGCUGGUGGUCAAACUGGGUGAUCCCUGGUCUAGCGGCGCUGGCUGUCACGGUCAUGUACCGCAUGUAUAUCUCCGAGGAAUGACCCGUGUAGACCAGUCCUGCGUUACCAUAGCCUCCCAGCAAACCAUAUGCAGUGAAAGGGCUUCAUCACUAUGAUUAUUAUCUAAUUAUACACUGUUGUGUAAAUGAAGACUUUAUUUCUUGUGUGCAUUCUGAGUCACACCCCUCAGAGAUACUUUGAUGAAUCAACAAAAAGAAAAGCCGCCGCUGUGCCUGACUUUAUGCUCCUUUUACUUUCUCUCAAUCACUUUUGCAGUUUCAAAACCCACCUUCUGAUGUAAAUGACUUCAAUCAAGUGUUUAAAUAGUCAGGAGCGAUUAAGCCUUAUAAUUGAAAACCUAUUGACAGUAUUAAGCUAGACAAAUUAAAUAUUUAUGUGGUGUUAAAUAAAGAAUCAACGUCCACUUUGCAGAAGUAAAGAGGCGCAGUGAAGUCUGUCCUUACACAAUUUACCUGCUGCUGCUUGCUGCUAUUCCAGUCAAAGAGAAACUUGAUGCAUUCUAUGGACAGAGUAGGGGUAGGGUUGGGAUGGGGUGUCUCACCUUCACAUCAUGUUUAUAUAUGUGUGUGUGUCAAUCUGUCUGUCUGUCUGUCUUUCUGUCUGUCUGUGUGUCUGUCUCAUCACUGUAUCCAUAAACUUGCAGUUAGUCUAACUGGCAUAUUCAGUUCAGUUCAAUCAGUCUAACCGACUAUUAGUUUCUCAUAUCUAAGUUGUCCAUUGCAUGUGUGCCCUGCAAUGGACAGGCAUCCUACCCAGGGUGUCCACUGCCUUGUGCCGAACGCUGACUGGGAUAGGCUCCAGGCCCCCCUGUGACCUUGAUCAUGAUGAUGGAUGGAUGGUGUAAAAAGUAGAAAGAAAAGGCCAAUUCUAAAGUAUUAGGUUCUGGGUUAUUCAUUUUAAAUUGAAAAAUUGUAUAUGUUCUAAUCUUAAUUAAUAGUACUAUAGGGCUCAAAGCACAGGUACACUCUGGAUUCAUGUCCAUUGUAUGGGCACAGCAACAAUAAUAAUAAUAAUAAUAAUAAUAAUAAGUAAAUCAUUUACAAUUACCAUGAUGCAUUCUCACUUUUAAUGGCUUCAGGAAAAUGCUGGGAUUUGCUUAACAAAUUGCAUCUUGCUUUAGUCCUUGACUUUUCAGAACAUAUUGUCUUCCCCGAAGGAGAAAAUACAUAAAUAUGCAAAUCAGAAAUCAUUAGCAAAGUAAGAGUGAAGCAAUUAGUAGCUAUGCCGUUGUAGGCCGUUUUCAUCACUCUGGAUGAAAUAAUAACAAAGCAGCAUUUAAUUACUCUGCGGGGGGAGGAAGGGACCGGAAAGGAUAAAGGUCACCUGUGUCGCCCCCUGGCUCCCACAGCAGAUACUGCACUGAGUACCCACCAUGCAAGUCGUGUAAUACACUUCCAGAGGAUUCAUAGGAAUGUGAAACCACACCAAUCUGCUGUAAAAUCUGAUAUUAAAAUCAAUGAGUGUAGUGAUUUUAUGAGAUCCUAAUUGUAUUCAAGAGGCUGCUGUCUUUGUAGUUUUUGAUUGCAUACAAUGCCAGUUAAAGCCCAUUUGGAGUCUUUGGCAAGCUUUACCGUCAGCGCCCCCCAGCUAAGUCACUGCCCCCUCAGAAGAUGAGGCCCUUGGUGGCAGUCUGCUUCACAUACUGUAAUUGGUUGUCCGGCACUGAUUGUAUAGAUGUUUGCCUGUGAUAUAAAGAUAAGUUAGAACAUCA
This is a messenger RNA of Paramormyrops kingsleyae, 2582 nucleotides long. It is a transcript of the gene cyb5a, whose product is annotated as cytochrome b5 type A (microsomal). Gene Ontology annotation, cellular component: membrane; intracellular membrane-bounded organelle. Lineage: Eukaryota; Metazoa; Chordata; Actinopteri; Osteoglossiformes; Mormyridae. The record is from RefSeq and is a predicted model, not a curated record. Gene Ontology annotation, molecular function: heme binding.